GGCGGGAGGGGAGGCGGGGCCCGCGGCCGCCAUGUUGAGGCGCCGCCCUCCUGAGGCAGAAUCAUGGCACUGAAACAGAUUUCCAGCAACAGGUGCUUUAAGGGUUUUCAGAAGGUUUUUGAGCAUGACAGUGCCGAGCUGAAGUGCAAGAUGAAAUUUGGUAUCUACUUGCCCCCAAAAGCUGAAACUGGAAAGUGUCCUGUGCUGUAUUGGCUCUCUGGUUUAACUUGUACUGAACAAAAUUUUAUAACCAAAUCUGGUUAUCACCAAGCUGCAGCCGAACAUGGGCUCAUUGUAGUUGCUCCAGAUACCAGCCCACGUGGCUGCAAUAUUGAAGGAGAAGAUGAGAGCUGGGACUUUGGCAGUGGAGCUGGCUUUUAUGUCGAUGCCACUGAAGAACCAUGGAAAACCAACUACAGAAUGUACUCCUACAUAAGAGAUGAGCUGCCUCAACUGAUAAAUGCCAAUUUUCCAACUGAUCCAGAAAGAGUGUCUAUUUUUGGUCACUCCAUGGGUGGUCAUGGAGCCCUGAUUUGUGCUCUGAAGAACCCUGGAAAAUACAAAUCUGUCUCUGCAUUUGCUCCAAUCUGCAAUCCAGUGCUCUGUCCUUGGGGGAAAAAAGCUUUUGGUGGUUAUUUGGGAUCCGAUCAAGGUAAAUGGGAGGCCUAUGAUGCAACCCAUCUUGUGAAGUCCUGCCCAGGUUCUCAUUUGGACAUUCUAAUCGAUCAAGGCAAAGAUGACCAGUUCCUUUCAGCAGGACAGCUACUUCCUGACAACUUCAUAGCCGCCUGCACAGAACGGAAAAUCCCAGUUGUCUUUAGAUUGCAAGAGGGAUAUGAUCAUAGCUACUUCUUCAUUGCCACGUUCGUUAAUGACCACAUCAGACACCAUGCCAAGUACCUGAAUGCAUGAGCACUUCAAAUUGAUGAAAUCCCCUCAAAGCAAUAUAAACGAAAUUGCAGAGACAGUGUCGUGUUAAAAAUUCUGCCUGUGAAAACGCUCUUCUGUCUUUAGCCCAAGACGUGUGGUGGUAUGUAGUUGAAUUGCCUAAAUAAAUCAUAUCCUGUAAGUACCCC
Messenger RNA from Tachyglossus aculeatus (Australian echidna), 1076 nucleotides. RefSeq names its product esterase D (gene ESD). Bases 64 to 912 code for a protein of 282 amino acids. Gene Ontology annotation, molecular function: S-formylglutathione hydrolase activity. Gene Ontology annotation, cellular component: cytosol. Gene Ontology annotation, biological process: formaldehyde catabolic process. Lineage: Eukaryota; Metazoa; Chordata; Mammalia; Monotremata; Tachyglossidae. The transcript is spliced from 9 exons. The record is from RefSeq and is a predicted model, not a curated record.